AUGGGCAAUUUCACCCCACUCAGGCCCCGCCCCCAUCCCUACCCCACUGCCGUCGCGCCGCGCUCACCAGUCGACGACGCGCCUCCGUCAGAGAUGGACGCCUCCGAAGACCGGUUCUUCGGCCCCGAAGACCGCUCCGAGACGAACAGCCCACGCUCGCAGAUGAGCAGCCCCAACUCCACCUCCUCGAUAAACGUGACGGACCAGUCGCUGACUCUGUCGCAGCACCAGCAGAACCUGGAGACGCUGAACAGGAUGGGCAUGUUCUUCCACGCUCAGCAGAUGCAGCUGAAUCAGAGCUUCGACGCGGUGAAGAGUAGGCUGAGUCUGACACAGGUCGCCGGUGUUAGCCAGGGGCCCAGACACACGAUAGACGCUAUUUUGGGACUGAACAGUGGCCGGCAGAGUGGCAGAGUGCAGAGUGAGUACGAUAACAGGAGGGAGGAGGUGGAACCGGUGCCUGUGUCACCCGGUGCCAACGAGAGCGCCGGGGUAGCAUUCGAUUGCCCCCCCCCCCCCCCCCCCCCCCCCCCCCCCGCCCUCCACGCAUUCGCUUCGUCCUUGCGACCGCGCGAUGACCAAUCGACGUUGCGGCGUAAUUUGCUCAUAGACUCCAAUGAUUGGGACCCGAAGUCGAUUACCUGGACG
Iphiclides podalirius (scarce swallowtail) is the source of this 648-nucleotide messenger RNA. The record is from the annotation of a GenBank genome assembly. Lineage: Eukaryota; Metazoa; Arthropoda; Insecta; Lepidoptera; Papilionidae.